AUGAUUGCUUUGAGAAGCCCUAGCGUGAAUUCUUCCUCCGUCAUUCUCACUGCAUUUUCUGGCCUGGAGCAGCAAUAUCCCUGGAUCUCCAUUCCUUUCUCCACCAUCUAUGCCAUGGUCUUCCUGGGAAACUGCCUGGUGUUGCAUGUGAUCUGGACUGAGCCGAGCCUGCACCAGCCUAUGUUCUACUUCCUGGGCAUGCUGGCCCUCACUGACCUGUGCAUGGGGCUGUCCACAGUGCACACGAUGCUGGGCAUCCUGUGGGGGUUCAUUCGAGAAAUCAGCCUGGAUUCCUGCAUCGCCCAGUCCUACUUCAUCCAUGGUCUGUCCUUCAUGGAGUCCUCUGUCCUCCUUACUAUGGCCUUUGAUAGGUAUAUCACUAUUUGCCAUCCAGUGUGUUAUUCCUCCAUUCUGAAUAAUUCCAGGAUUUUCAAAAUUGGGCUCACCAUAGUAGUUAGGAGUUUCUUCUUUAUUACACCCCCCAUCAUCAAUCUGAAAUUUUUCCAUUACUGCCAUUCCCACAUCCUCUCUCACUCAUUCUGCCUGCACCAGGACCUUCUCUGCCUAGCUUGCUCAGACAUCAGAUUUAAUAGCUACUAUGUCCUGAUGCUGGUCAUUUUCAUGCUGUUGUUGGAUGCUGUUCUGAUCCUUUACUCCUAUGUCCUGAUUCUUAGGGCAGUCCUGGCAAUUGCCUCUCAGGAGGAGUGGCAUAAGUCAUUUCAGACCUGCAUCUCCCACAUUUGUGCUGUUCUGGUGUUCUACAUCCCUAUCAUUAGCCUAACAAUGGUCUGUUUCGGCAAACGUCUCUCCCCUGUGAUCCAUGUACUUAUGGGCAACAUCCACAUCCUUUUCCCACCUUUGAUGAACCCCAUCAUGUACAGUGUCAAGACCCAGCAGAUUCAGAGCAGAAUGCUCAGACUCUUUUCUCUGAAAAUAUGUUGAGAUGCUCAGGUCUUUUAA
Messenger RNA from Mirounga angustirostris (Northern elephant seal), 960 nucleotides. Its product is annotated as olfactory receptor 51V1-like. Gene Ontology annotation, molecular function: G protein-coupled receptor activity; olfactory receptor activity. Gene Ontology annotation, cellular component: plasma membrane. Gene Ontology annotation, biological process: G protein-coupled receptor signaling pathway. The record is from RefSeq and is a predicted model, not a curated record. NCBI's taxonomy places the organism in Eukaryota, Metazoa, Chordata, Mammalia, Carnivora, Phocidae.